UAUUAUUAUUAUUAUUAGGUCUUUUGGGUGAGGAGAAGGAGAUAAAAAGCCUCCCCACGUCCUGUAUUUUAUUUAUUUAUUUAUUUAUUUAUUUAUUUAUUUUUGGAAGAGGGGGGUUGUUGGGGGUUGUCUUGGUGGCCCAGGUCCUCAGAUGCUUCCUCUUAGCCAUGGGGAAGGACCAGGAACUGCUGGAAGCUGCUCGCAUUGGGAAUGUGUCUCUGGUGGAGAAACUCUUGGCUGGCAGGAAAGGAGGGCUCCUGGGCAGCGGAUCUGGACCCAUUCCGUUGUCCAACUUGCUGAGCAUCUGGCGAGGACCAAAUAUAAACUGCACAGAUAGUUCGGGGUACACUGCUUUACAUCAUGCAGCUUUGAAUGGCCACAGGGAUGUAGUUAUCAAAUUACUUCAAUAUGAAGCAUCCACAAAUGUGGCUGAUAAUAAAGGAUAUUUUCCUAUUCACUUGGCUGCUUGGAAAGGAGAUGUAGAAAUUGUGAAGAUUCUUAUCCAUCAUGGACCAUCACAUUCCAGAGUAAAUGAACAGAAUAACGAAAAUGAAACUGCUUUGCACUGUGCAGCCCAGUAUGGACAUUCAGAAGUAGUAGCUGUUUUGCUUGAAGAACUUACUGAUCCAACAAUAAGAAACAACAAAUUAGAGACCCCAUUGGAUUUGGCAGCUUUGUAUGGCCGCCUGCGAGUAGUGAAAAUGAUAAUCAACGCAUAUCCAAACCUGAUGAGCUGUAACACAAGAAAGCAUACUCCUUUGCACCUAGCUGCACGUAAUGGCCACAAAGCUGUUGUACAAGUGCUGUUGGAAGCUGGAAUGGAUGUCAGUUGCCAAACAGAAAAAGGAAGUGCAUUACAUGAAGCAGCUUUGUUUGGAAAAGUGGAUGUGGUACGCAUUCUGCUAGAAACAGGAAUAGAUGCCAACAUAAAGGACAGUUUAGGAAGAACUGUGUUAGAUAUUCUUAAAGAACAUCCAUCUCAACAAUCACUCCAAAUUGCUGCAUUACUUCAAGAGUAUAUAGAAACAGGACAUGCAGCAGUUUCAGAGGAACCUGUACAAGAAUGUCCAGAGAUAGAUCACCAAGAUCAGCAGUCCUGUGUUUUAUUUCCAGAGGUUUCUCCCACACAAACAACUAAAAGUGAAGUUGUGACUGGAGAGUUAUCAAAACUAUUGGAUGAAAUCAAACUUUGCCAAGAAAAGGAUUAUUCUUUGGAAGAGCUGUGCCAUACAGUAUCAGAUCACUAUCUGGAUAAUGUUAGCAAAGUGUCAGAAGAAGAACCUGUGAUGAAUGGAAGCCAAUCCAAAUCUACUGUAAGGCCGUCUUCAACAAAUGUGUCACCAACUGAAGAAGAAGAAGAAGAUGGAGGGGAAAAUAGUUGUGGACCUACAGGUUUGUGGGAAGCACUGACACCCUGUAAUGGAUGCAGGAAUCUUGGAUUUUCCAGUCUUACACAGGAGUCAUUUCCGAAGAAGAGGAGUUAUACUCUGGAAGCAGUACCAUCUGCUUCUUCUGAUGCAUUUCCUUUAGAAAAUGAGAAUGAUCUUUGUGAUCUUUUGGAUACAGCAGUCACAAAGAAACCCUGUUCUUUAGAAAUCACAAAAGGACCUUCCUCAAAGACAGAUAAUGCACCUCAAGUAGCAAUUAUUGCACCAGGUACCAGUAACCAUAGAAACAGUUCAACAGGCCCAACACCUGACUGCUCUCCUCCAUCACCAGAUACUGCACUGAAAAAUAUAGUGAAAGUUAUUCGGCCUCAGCCCAAGCAACGUACAUCAAUAGUGUCAGCUUUUGAAUUUCACCGAUUAAAUCACAGCCAUGAUUAUUUUGAAAUCACCUCUUCCAUAGGAUAUGCAAGCUUUACUUCCAGCCCUCCAAUCAGUCCAGCUAACUAUUCAAUUGGAUCAGUUGAGGGCAGCAUUGAAGAUAAUGACAUUCCAGAAACCCAGCAAACAUCAAUUGAAAGUGAGCAUCUUGAAGCCUAUCCUUCUGAGCAGUUUGCUGGUCUGCUUCAUGGAUCAUCACCUGCUUGUGACCCACCUAAAAAUCCACUUCAACUAUAUGGAAAAGUAAGCCCAGCUGAUGAAUUACACAAUGAAAGUAGCUUGAACCUGAGUAUUUUGAAUCCAGCACAGUUACAGCAAGAAAACAACACUGAUACGCCAGUUAAAAAGAAAAAACCGCCUGUUUCGAACAGAACCGUAUUUCUUUCGAAAAAUAAUCUAGGAGAAACUAAAACAUUGGCUGGCAUUACAAGAACUGGGGAUCAAUGGGUUGUUAAUGCUGCAGGAUUUGUGGAACGUGCUUGCACUCUAGGGAGAAUACGAUCUUUGCCAAAGACUCUCCUUGACAUGCAUUUAUCGAAAUAUGUUUCAAAAUCUGACUCUAACCUAAUUUCCUACCCACCUAUUGAGCAAAAAUCAAGAAGAAAUUGGAAUGAAUCUACACCAGAUCCUGAAAGCUCUAGAGGAACAUCUGAAAGGACACCAUCAUUUACUUCUGAAUGGGAAGAAAUUGAUAAAAUUAUGAGUUCCAUAGAUGCUGGUAUAAUCACUGGACUAGGAGAGAUUAUCAAUGGUGUUGCAACACCCAGAUGCCCUGUCCAGACGGUGGGACAAUGGUUGGAAAAUAUUGGGCUACCUCAGUAUGAGAAUCACUUGCUGGCUAAUGGAUUUGACAAUGUACAGUUUAUGGGAAGCAAUGUUAUGGAGGACCAAGAUCUCUUGGAAAUUGGAAUACUUAAUUCUGGACACAGACAAAGAAUUCUACAGGCAAUUCAGCUCCUUCCAAAGAUGAAACAGACUGGCAAUGAUGGCUACAAUCCCACCUCUGUAGCAGAAUGGCUAGAUUCUCUGGAACUGGGAGACUACAUCAAACCUUUUUUGAUAACUGGCUAUACGUCAAUGGACCUUGUGAAAAAAAUCUGGGAUAUUGAACUAAUUAAUGUAUUAAAAAUCAGUUUACUUGGCCAUCGAAAACGCAUUUUGGCCUCACUGGGAGAUAGGCUUCACGAAGAUCCUCCUCAGAAACCACCACGAUCUAUAACCCUCAGGGAACCCAGUGGUAAUCACACUCCUCCUCAGUUGUCUCCUUCACUUAGCCAAAGCACUUACACUACUGGUGGCUCACUGGACGUACCACACAUUAUCAUGCAGGGGGAUGCAAGGAGAAGAAGAAAUGACAGCUAUUUUGACGAUAUUCCCCGAUCAAAGCUGGAAAGACAAAUGGCACAGCAGUCGUCUGUCUGUGAGAUAUGGACCAACCAGAAUGCAGGAUAUCCUUACACAGCAGUCCAUCAGGUUCAUAAUACUGGAGACUGGGGUGAACCAUCAAUUACCUUACGACCUCCAAAUGAAGCAACGGCAUCAACACCAGUACAGUACUGGCAACACCACCCAGAGAAACUCAUCUUCCAGUCAUGCGAUUAUAAAGCAUUUUAUUUAGGUUCUAUGCUGGUAAAAGAGCUAAGAGGUACAGAAUCAACGCAGGAUGCCUGUUCAAAAAUGAGGAAGUCUACGGAACAAAUGAAGAAAGUCCCUACUAUUGUUUUAUCAGUUUCUUAUAAGGGAGUAAAAUUUAUUGAUGCAACAAAUAAGAAUAUUAUUGCUGAACAUGAGAUUCGUAACAUUUCCUGUGCUGCACAAGACCCUGAAGACCUCUCUACCUUUGCUUACAUCACAAAAGACUUGAAAACAAAUCAUCACUACUGCCAUGUGUUCACAGCCUUUGAUGUGAAUUUAGCCUAUGAAAUAAUUCUCACAUUGGGACAGGCAUUUGAGGUAGCCUAUCAACUUGCACUUCAGGCACGAAAAGGAGGACAUUCUUCAACCCUUCCAGAAAGCUUUGAUAAUAAGCCUACCAAACCCAUUCCCAAACCACGUGUUAGCAUUCGAAAAUCUGUGCAGAUAGACCCCACUGAACAAAAGACUCUUGCCAACUUACCAUGGAUUGUAGAACCAGGACAAGAAGCCAAAAGAGGAAUUAAUACCAAGUAUGAAACCACAAUUUUCUGAUAGUGAACUGUCCUCUAGUUCUUGUUGUGCCUUGCACUCAAAGCAGUCAUAGCACAGCCUUUCCUUGACGGCAACUCUUCAGUCUAGUAGAGGGGAAGACUGCACUAAAUGAGUGGCCUUGAAACUAGCAAAAACAUAAAAGCGGGGGGAAAGGCUGCUGGUCAUUUCUGAUGAUUGUUCUUCCUGCAGCAUUGACAGAAGAAUGACAUGGGAUGGAGACAUUUCAAUUACAGCCCACAAGAGGAGCGGGAGAUUGUUUUCACGCAAGCACUUCUCUUAGGACUUUGCCACAGUGCUUUCUUUGAUUUCGUAUUUUAAUGUUCUACUUUUACAACAGUCUCUAAUGCUGCUUAGUUAAACAACAUUCAGUUGUGGUUGGGUUUUUUUAAUUUCGAACAUGACAGUUUUUAAGUUGAAAUAGAUUUAAAUUAUUUAAUACGAUAUUUGAAAAAUAUUUAUGGAAUCAUGGGGGUCCUAUAAAAAUUAAUUAACUGUACUGUUUAAUAUCUUUUAAACAAUUAGUAAGUGCAAAACAUUAACUUCCCUGAUUUGUUAUUUGCUAGUUUUAUGUAAUCUUCAUGCCAUUUAAUCGUUCAGAGAAAUGAGGUUCUGUAUAGCAGUGUUACAAAGAAUCAAAGUUUUAUGAAUGGCUUAAAAAAAGGAAUAAUAAUGCAUGAAAAUGCACCUUGCAUUAAAUAUUUUUGUGGGAUAGAGGAAAAUUAUAAGUAUGAAUAUUUAUGAUAAAGGAAGUCAUUAAUUAUGAAAAGAGUUAGGCUUUAUUUUAAAAAAUAAAUUGCUGCUCCUGUAUUGCCAGAGCAGUUAACAGUGGGGUCAUCAAUACACUGGAUGGUUCACUUAGGAGGAGGAGGAGGAGGAAAACAGACACCGCCAGUGAUUGCACUACAGGCAGGUUUUCAAGUUACUACAGUAUAGCCAUGAGUUUGAGUUUUUAAGAAUCAGAGAGAUGGAUUUAAUCAAAACUAGGAAUUUUAUCAAAUUUUCUGUCUUAGAAAGCUGGUUUAAAUGAAAAAGUUCAACUCAAAAAAUGAAUUUUUCCUAAAUAAACAAAAAAUUCCAAAGUAAUAAAUUCUUCCCACAAAACCUGUCAAGCAUUGGCUUGACACUUGACUUAAUAAAGUUUACUUACAAUUUUCUUUGAAGUAUUUUAAUUUUGUAAUGUCUUUGUGGAGUAUUUGUAUAAUAACAUUAUGUAUAUUUCAGUGGAACUGAAUGAAUUAUGAAGUAAAAAUAUCAAUCAUAAGCGAAAAAAAUACAUUUUAAUGUAUAUUCUAUCCAGUCAAAGUGUGAGUCAUUUUGAACUUCAUUAUAGAGAUAUUAAUGAAUAGUGUGGUUGACUUAAUGUUUUUUUAUUAUUCUUUGAUAUUUAACUGACAAUUUCAGUUACACUCAACCUGGAUUUUUAACAAAAUUGAUAAUGGAACUUGAUUUAAAAUUGUAUAUGGUUUAGUUGAACCUAAUCAUAGCUCUGAAUGACAAACAAACAAAAAAGAACUCCUUUUAAUACAGUAUUCAGUUUACUUGAAAUGAUGAGCUCCUUGUAUAUAUUUUGCCUAUUCAUUGUUGAUAUGUAUGUAGUAGGCUGAAAGUAAACACUGAAAAAUAUAGUACCAAAAGGAAUAUUGUAUAGGAGAAAAGUAAAUAGUAGCCUCACUGCAACAAAUACUUCUGUGUAAAUAUGCUUGGGCUUCCAGUUAUAAAUUUUGUAAUUUUUGUCAUUAUUUAUAUCCUAUGAAAGCACAUAAAAUAAAUUGGAGUUGUACAGUCA
Molecule: messenger RNA, 5799 nt
Organism: Sceloporus undulatus (fence lizard)
Lineage: Eukaryota; Metazoa; Chordata; Lepidosauria; Squamata; Phrynosomatidae
Gene: ANKS1B
Product: ankyrin repeat and sterile alpha motif domain containing 1B
Exons: 26
Coding region: 168-4013 (1281 amino acids)
Cellular component (GO): cytosol
Molecular function (GO): protein binding
Source: RefSeq, a predicted model, not a curated record